CCACGGUCCUCUGCUCCUCGGCUCCUGAUGAAGGCGGCGGCGGCGGCGAAGGGAAGCGGUGGGAUUCCUUUCGCAAGAAGAAGGUGGUCAUGCGCGUCGGGUAUGUCGGCACCGAUUACAGAGCAAUUGAAGCUGAGCUGGAGUCUGCCAUUUAUAAGGCAGGGGGAAUUCUUGACAGUAAUUUUGGACACUUGCACAAAGUUGGGUGGGCCAGGAGUAGCAGAACUGACAAAGGAGUUCAUUCUUUGGCUACCAUGAUUUCAUUGAAGAUGGAAAUACCUGAACAUGCAUGGAAGGAGGAUCCUAGUGGCAUUGUGCUUGCAAAUUAUGUUAACUCUAACUUGCCCAGUAAUGUCAAGGUUUUCAGUGUUUUACCUUCCCAAAAGCAUUUUGAUGCAAGAAGGGAAUGCACUCUCCGUAUGUACUCGUAUCUCCUUCCUGCUGAAAUUAUUGGUAUAAAAAAUGAUUGCAGCUCUGCAGAAGUUGCUGAACAUCUAUCUGAGUUUGGCAAUAUUCUCAAAGGUUUUGAGGGAGAACAUCCUUUUCAUAACUACACUGUUCGUUCCAAAUAUAGGAAACCACCUCCUGGUAAAAGAGACUCGAGAAAACGAUCAAGAUUGACCGAGGAUAAAUUGGCCUCGGGAGUUGAGGACAGUGAUGAUGUUGGAAAUUUUCCAGUUGAAGAUGUUGCAAAAGAUAAACCUGAAGAAAAUUUCAUUUUGUCAUGUAACACUGAUUCUGAUGAAGAAGUAUAUGAAUCAUCCGAACAAGAAUCAAAUCAAAUUAAGAAUUUUGGAGUUCCUUCCCCAGUUCGUGCAAGAUGGCUUCAUGAGCCUGAUGAAAUGGAUAGACUAAACGCAUCCCACUUCAGAAAAAUCUUUGGCUUCUCUUGCGGAAAUCUGGAGACAUCAUUGGGAAUUAACUAUGUUGAGUUGUCAAUAUGUGGUGAAUCCUUCAUGCUGCAUCAGAUCCGGAAAAUGGUUGGAACUGCAGUGGCGGUGAAGCGUGGAUUGCUACCUAAAGAUAUCAUAGAAAUGUCACUGGCCAAAUUUUCUCGAAUAGUUCUGCCACUUGCUCCUUCUGAAGUCCUAAUCUUAAGGAGUAACCGCUAUGCUAUCAGAGGCCAUCCUGGAAACAUAACUCGACCCGAGAUGAAAACGAUGACUGAAUCUCAAGAAAUUCAGGGAGCAGUGGAUGAAUUCUACUCUUCCGUUCUCUUGCCCAAGGUCUCCAAAUUCCUAGAUCCAUCAAAAUCGCCAUGGCAGGAGUGGGUGGAUAACUUGGAAACAUACACAAGCAUUUCGGAUGAAGAACUGGACGAAGUUAGGAAACCAUGGAAUGUGUGGAAAGAAGGUUUCUCAAAAGCAUGGAAUGUUGAUUAAAUGAUGAAAUAUGUAUCAUUUCCCCCCUGUUUUAGUAACCAAAAUUUUGACCCUUUGUACCUGAUCCAGUUUUGCAUUAAUUUGCUGUAACAUCAUCAUGUAUACUCAUGUCUACUUGAGCUAUUCAUUGAUUACUUGGUUUCAACGCUGUGGUUACGAGAAAAAUACAUCAAUACAUGAAUCUUGA
Molecule: messenger RNA, 1569 nt
Organism: Musa acuminata subsp. malaccensis (wild Malaysian banana)
Lineage: Eukaryota; Viridiplantae; Streptophyta; Magnoliopsida; Zingiberales; Musaceae
Product: putative tRNA pseudouridine synthase
Biological process (GO): tRNA pseudouridine synthesis
Molecular function (GO): RNA binding; pseudouridine synthase activity
Source: RefSeq, a predicted model, not a curated record